UACAGGAAGUGCUCUCUUGUACCGUACGUCAAAAAGCUAGCUGGUGUUAGCUAUCAAACCUUAUUUGCUUUUGCAAGAGAAGACAUGUUGAUUUAAUCCCUGAAGAAACAGGUAAUUGAAGAAUAAACAAAUGUCAAUGUCACAUCUGUAUGGACGGAGAGGGGAGGCGGAGGAAGAAGGUGUAGAGAUCGAAAGUUUUGAGAUCACAGAUUGGGACUUGGCUAAUGAGUUCAACCCAGACCGCCGCAGACACAGACAGACAAAAGAGGAGAUGACCUAUGGCAUCUGGGCGGAAAGGGAUUCUGAUGACGAUGAGAGACCCAGCUUUGGAGGGAAGAGAUCUAAAGACUAUACUGCUCCAGUGAACUUUGUGAGUGCUGGUUUAAGAAAAACUGCAGCUGAGGAAAAACAACAAAAAGAAGAAGGAGACUCUGAUAACUCUGAUGAUGACACCCCUUCAGCACCUCCACCUACUCGAGGGCCAGCACACAAAAAGCUUCAAAAGGGCAAUUUUCGUGGAAACCAGUCUCAGAGGUUCGCUGGUGGCAUACAGACUGGACAAGGGAUAGGUACCUGGGAGAAACACACCAAGGGUAUCGGCCAAAAACUGCUGCAGAAGAUGGGAUAUCAACCAGGCAAAGGCUUGGGCAAGAAUGCUCAGGGUAUUGUCAACCCUAUCGAGGCAAAGGUUCGCAAAGGAAAGGGAGCAGUAGGGGCAUACGGCAAUGAACGAACCCAACAAAGUCUUCAGGAUUUCCCUGUGGUUGACUCAGAUGAGGAGGAGGAAAAGGAGUUUCAGAAGGAGCUAGGCCAGUGGCGUAAAGAUCCAGCUGCCUCAGGUGCAAAGAAGAAACCAAAAUACUCUUACAAAACCAUAGAUGAACUGAAAGCUAAAGGCAAGCUUGUUGGCCGCAGCAUUGGAGCUUCUGCUGGAGAGCUGGCACAAGUUAAGGUAAUAGAUAUGACUGGAAGAGAGCAAAGGAUAUAUAACAGUUACAGUCAGAUGUCCAACAAGCACAGCAUGCCAGAAGAAGGUUCACCCAGCAUGGCCACACGGGAUCAGAAGGAAUCUGGCUUUGCACUUCCUGAACUAGAACAUAACCUGCAACUUUUGAUUGACCUUACAGAACAAGACAUAUUACAGUCGGCCCGCCGCCUCCAGCAUGAAAAAGACGUGGUUGUGACGCUGAGCCACGAGUCUCAGGAACUGCAGAGCAGACUAGAGGAAGAGCAAGAUGCUAUCAGCAGAAUGGAGGCUGUGCUGGCUUUGGUGGACCGGUUCCCAUCUGGAGAGACAGCAAUAGGGGAGGGACCCACUUUACAGGAGUGUGCCCACAUCUUUGAGACUUUGCAGACAGACUAUUAUGAAGAAUACAAGACGAUGGGUUUGGCUGACUUGGCCACAGCUGUAAUUCAUCCCUUACUCAAAGAGAAACUUUUUCCCUGGGAUCCAUUAAAGGACAGUUCUUAUUGUCUUGAAGAGAUCGGUCAGUGGAGGGCAAUUCUCGAAUCUAGAAAUCUGAAUACCGGUGGCCGUGAUUCAAACAUGGACCCAUAUCACAGACUGCUGUGGGAGGUGUGGAUGCCUGUGAUGCGGUCCUCUGUGUCAAGCUGGCAGCCUCGCAUGGUGGCGCCAAUGGUGGACUGUGUGGAACUGUGGUCUCCUCUUCUUCCAGUUUGGAUCUCAGAUCACCUUCUUGAACAGCUCAUUUUACCUCGUCUGCAACGAGAGGUGGACAGCUGGAACCCUUUAACAGACACAGUGCCCAUCCACUCCUGGAUCCACCCUUGGCUGCCUCUGCUCCAAUCACGCCUCGAGCCUCUGUACCCACCAAUCAGGAGCAAACUUGCAAAUGCUUUGCAGCGAUGGCAUCCCAGUGAUGCCUCUGCACGCCUCAUCCUACAACCAUGGAAAGAUGUUUUCACUCCAGGAGCUUGGGAGGCCUUCAUGGUGAAAAACAUCAUCCCUAAACUCGCUCUGUGUCUGGAAGAGCUGGUCAUCAACCCUCACCAGCAGCAGAUGGACCCCUUUAAUUGGGUGAUGGACUGGGAGGGCAUGCUGUCCUCCUCCAGCCUGGUGUCUCUGCUGGACAAAAACUUCUUUCCAAAGUGGCUGCAGGUCCUGUGUUCGUGGUUGAGCAACAGUCCUAACUAUGAGGAAAUCACCAAAUGGUACCUCGGUUGGAAGGGCAUGUUCAGUGAUGUCUUGUUGUUACAGUCGCUCAUAAAAGAGAAGUUCAAUGAAGCCUUGGAUAUCAUGAACCGUGCAGUGUCUUCAGGCAUGGGUGGAUACAUGCAACCUGGGGCUAGAGAAAACAUUGCAUAUCUCACUCAGACUGAGAGAAGAAAGGACUUCCACUAUGAGGCCAUGCAAGAGCGCAGGGAUGCUGAAAGUAUCACUCACAGGGGAGUUGGCGCUACCGUACCCACAAACUUUAAAGAUCUCAUCCAGACCAAGGCAGAGGAGAACAACAUUGUGUUCAUGCCUCUUGUGGCCAAGCGUCACGAGGGCAAACAGUUGUAUACGUUUGGGCGCAUUGUCAUCUACAUAGACAGAGGAGUUGUAUUUGUGCAAGGAGAGAAGACGUGGGUUCCCACAUCUUUGCAGAGUCUGAUCGAUAUGGCUAAGUGAUUGUGAAUACUGAACUAUUAUGUGAAAAGCAAGUACAGUAAAUGUUUCCUUUUUUGUGUAAUUCCAGCAAUCCAGGCGUGUUUGUACACUUUUAAACAUUCAGUAGCACUAUGAAUAAAUGUGUUUUGUAUAAAUGUCUUCUGCUUUGGUAGUUGCUGAUAUACAACUCUGAUAUGCUGAUAUUUUUUAAUAAGGUUUUGUAUUUAAACUUCAUGUUAACAUACAGUACAUUCAGUAAUUUCAGUGAUCAUCAGCCCUUUAUUUCAACAUUGUUAGGUUCCUUGCUUACAAAUUACCUAAAACAAUUUUAAACAAAACUAAAGUAAUAAACCC
This is a messenger RNA of Dunckerocampus dactyliophorus (ringed pipefish), 2965 nucleotides long. RefSeq names its product tuftelin interacting protein 11 (gene tfip11). Gene Ontology annotation, molecular function: nucleic acid binding. Bases 131 to 2632 code for a protein of 833 amino acids. Gene Ontology annotation, cellular component: U2-type post-mRNA release spliceosomal complex. The record is from RefSeq and is a predicted model, not a curated record. Lineage: Eukaryota; Metazoa; Chordata; Actinopteri; Syngnathiformes; Syngnathidae. Gene Ontology annotation, biological process: spliceosomal complex disassembly. The transcript is spliced from 15 exons.